Messenger RNA from Centropristis striata (black sea bass), 1871 nucleotides. Its product is annotated as L-serine dehydratase/L-threonine deaminase-like. NCBI's taxonomy places the organism in Eukaryota, Metazoa, Chordata, Actinopteri, Perciformes, Serranidae. The transcript has 8 exons. Bases 571 to 1542 code for a protein of 323 amino acids. Gene Ontology annotation, biological process: L-serine catabolic process; L-threonine catabolic process. Gene Ontology annotation, molecular function: L-serine ammonia-lyase activity; pyridoxal phosphate binding; threonine deaminase activity. The record is from RefSeq and is a predicted model, not a curated record.
AGUAGCGACUCUUUUGGUAAUGCCGGCGGUGUGUGCCAUUCCUUUAGAGGGAGAGAAACUCGCAGCGCGUAGAAAUGUCACGGGAGGGUCUUACAGCAGGCGAGAACACAGAGUGAAAUUAUGUAACGGACUGUCACUGGAAAACGUGUUUUUUUUAUAUAAUUUCCAUCACGUAAUGCAAUUAAAAUAUUCACUUUUAAUUAUGACAGCACGAGGUAAAAAAGUAAUUCUGUUUCAUUCUCAUUUAGACAUUCGUGCUAUAUACAUGCAGACUGUUUAAAUGUCCCAGUUCACACCAAACUAUGACACAACUUGUUUGUUGUUUAAGAAAAUGGGGUGAAACUCAAUGAGAGGAUCUUCCUCAGUCUGCACUGCUCCUCACGGUCACUGGGAGGGUCUGGUGGCAAAAGGCAAAACGCUGAUUGGUCUGGAAGUGGGCCUCCUUUGCCAAGCCCACAGCACCAGGAGGUAUAUAUGCAGUUAGAAUACCAGAGGCAAAGAUAUAAAGAAGUUUGGGAUCGGUGAUAUCCAGCACAGCUUGUUAUCCUGCCAUCCACCUGAGACUGUGAGAUGAAGACCCAGCAGCCUCUUCACAUGGCCACUCCAGUGAGGCAGAGCCUUGCCCUGACUAAAUUAGCAGGGACCUCUGUUUACCUCAAACUGGAUUCAUCUCAGCCCACAGGAUCCUUUAAGAUCAGGGGCAUCGGACACCUCUGCAGAACUUGGGCAGAGCGAGGAUGUGAGCGGUUCGUCUGCUGUUCAGGAGGAAAUGCUGGUAUGGCUGCAGCUUAUUCGGCCCGGCAACUGGGGGUUCCUGCAACCAUCGUAGUUCCAAGUGUCACACCAAACCCAACAGUGGAGAGGCUGAAGGACGAGGGCGCCACCGUGGUCAUCCAUGGCAAGGCUCUAAAUGAAAGCAUUGAAUACGGACAGCAGCUCGUGGCAAACAACCCCAGCUGGAUAUUCAUCUCCCCCUUUGAUGAUCCCCUCAUCUGGGAAGGCCACACGUCUCUUGUGAAGGAGCUGGAGCAAGAUCUAAAGGAGAAGCCCGGAGCGAUUGUGUUGUCGGUGGGAGGCGGAGGCCUGCUGAACGGAGUGGUGGAGGGACUGCGUCGUGCAGACUGGGCUGACGUGCCCAUUGUAGCCAUGGAAACCAUGGGAGCACAUAGCCUCAAUGCAGCAAUGAAGGCAGGGGAGCUGGUCACUUUACCUGAAAUUACCAGUGUUGCAACCACACUGGGCCUGACGAGGGUUUCUGCACAGACUUUUAAACUGGUGGACGAGCACACGGUUUUCUCAGAAGUCGUCACAGAUCAGGAGGCUGUUAAAGCUGUGGAACUCUUUGUAGAUGAUGAGAAGGUCCUGGUGGAGCCCGCCUGCGGUGCCGCCCUGGCAGCCGUGUACAGUGGCAUUAUCAAAAGGCUGCAGGAUGAGGGCAAGCUGGCGCAGCGCCUGGGCCCAGUGGUCAUCGUGGUGUGCGGCGGCAACAACAUCAGCAUGGAGCAGCUAAGGAGGCUGAAAAAACAGCUUGGUGUUAUCUAGCGUGGGCCGAUUACCUCGGGUCGUCCUGACCUUUCCUCUGUUCCUCCAUCAGCUGGUCUCAAUCCACAAACCCAUUUAUCUGUGUGCUCCAUAGACCGAAUCAUUCCAGACUGUGAGACUCUCCUGAGCACUGAGACUGACACAUUUUAGAGGGAGCUGCUGGAGGGAUGUUUUUUUUGUUUUUUAUCUUGAUGAAAUAUUGUAAUUGUGCUGCUGCUCUGGUAGAGCUAGUUCUUGACUUUGAGAAAAAUAAAUACAAAAAAGGUUGUCUGACACAUUUAGGUUUGUAUUUAACAUGCUUGUAAGUUGUUGUUUUGCUUUUGUACACU